This is a messenger RNA of Owenia fusiformis, 953 nucleotides long. The record is from the annotation of a GenBank genome assembly. Lineage: Eukaryota; Metazoa; Annelida; Polychaeta; Sabellida; Oweniidae.
GAGAGAUAAACUCGUAAAAUAAUGUAGUUAGGUAUUAGCAACUGUAAAUACGCUAAAAACAUAAAUCACAUGGACUAAGGCAAUCUGGCAGCAGGGAAUGUGAUAAAUGUCCUACAGUAUUGGCUACAAGAGUUCAGGAGGUGAAUAUAAUUCAAAGGAUUUAUUGGUCAGAAUGAUGAUUCGUGUAAAUGGACAGACCAAUUACGAGGCAGAACUAUGAAAAUACAAUAACUGAAAUCUCGGGAAUGAUAUCUGAAUAAAAGUGUAGCAAAAUAAGACAAUCAUCCUGAAUAUUUCAAAGGAAACUACCACAUGCAUAGAGAGAGGAUCACAGAAAAAUGAUGUGACGACAGCUUGUCUGAAGAAAAAUGAAGUUACUGUGACAUAAACGUCUAAAGACCUAAGAGAGCCCUUAUUAACACGAAUUUUAGAUAUUUUAACAUCUGGAUUAGCCCUUAUUCAGACUAGAAGGUGAAGGGAUUAUCAAGGAUAGUCAAAGGUGAUGACGAUUUUUCAUAGUUUUCAGAAAAAUCAUAUACAACAGAUUUAAUACUGUGAAUUUAAAUCUAAACUCAUCAAAAUGAACACUAACUGGAGAUAUUUCAUUAUUGCCAUUGUGACAUCAUAUCAAGUUUGUGAUGUCACACAGGGAUUUGGGGACAAUGGCCGAGACAACUCACAGUGCGGGGGUCAAGAGACAUCAUGUAACACAGCUACACAACAAUGUAACAACCUGUUACAAGUUCAGAGCUCCGUCAUCAGUCUUAUGACAAGCACUCACGAGUAUACUAAACAAAUCGCAAAACUGAAUGAUCGAUUUAUGCAACUUACAGCUGACUUUCUUGAACUACAAGCCCAAGUAACAGGCCUCAAAACUGAUAACCAAAAGGCAACAUUAGACAUUGAUGAGCUAAGACAUCAGAAAACAACCCCGGUGGAUCAACAAAAACAUC